UGGGAUGUAGACACUAAUCACUUCCUGUACCGAAGAUUUUGAAACUCAUUGUGGACAGCCUAGCGUGAUUUCUUCGAUUUAAAAUGCCGACAUUCAAAGUGAAUGUGAAAUGGGGCAAGGAGAAGUUCACAGAUGUUGAGUGUAAUACAGAUGAGCCCCCUCUUUUGUUCAAAAGUCAGUUGUUUGCUCUCUCUGGAGUUCAGCCUGACAGACAGAAGGUUAUGAUGAAAGGAGCUGUAUUAAAAGAUGAAGAAUGGGGGAACAUGAAGCUGAAAGAUGGUGCUACAUUGCUGAUGAUGGGCACUGCUGAUGCACUGCAGGAACCAGUAGAGAAGACUGUGUUUAUGGAGGACAUGAAUGAAGAACAGCUUGCUACAGCUAUGGAGCUACCAGCAGGGUUGAACAACCUGGGAAAUACCUGUUAUAUGAAUGCCACAGUGCAGUGUCUGAAGGCAGUGCCAGAGCUCAGAGAAGCUAUUAACAAAGUUGUUGGUCAUCCCAAUGUUGGAGCUGGUGUAUUCAAUCCAUCAUAUGCUGUUACAACAGCUCUGAGGGAUCUGUAUGCCUCCAUGGACAAGUCUAAUACAGUUCCUCCCCUUAUACUGCUGAGCAUACUGCAGAUGGUGUUCCCCCAGUUUGCUGAGAAAGAAAGUGAACAUGGGAAUUGGGCUCAGCAGGAUGCCAAUGAAUGUUGGACACUGAUAGUGAGAUGUCUGCAGCAAAAACUGACAGCCCUGGAAGACACUGCACCAGUUGAUGGUUCCACCCCAGCACCCACCAGGGGGUUCAUUGACCAGUUUAUGGGAGUAGAGAUGACUUCAACAAUGAAAUGUGUCGAGGCUCCAGAAGAGCCACCAACUAUAAUGAAAGAGAAUCUACUGCAACUGAGUUGCUUUAUAGAAAAAGAUGUUAAAUAUUUGCAAACUGGUUUGAAAUCAAGACUUGAAGAACAUAUAACAAAAAAUUCCCCCACACUAGGUAGAGAUGCACAGUAUGAAAAAACAAGUAAAAUUAGUCGUCUACCAGCUUAUUUAACAAUCCAGUUUGUUAGAUUCUUUUACAAGGAAAAGGAGGCUGUCAAUGCUAAAAUUCUGAAAGAUGUGAAAUUCACAGAAAUUUUGGACCUUUUUGACCUGUGUACUGAAGAACUGCAGCAAAAGCUGGUCCCAAUGAGGACAAAGUUUAAGGAAGAGGAAGAUAAAAAUGUGGAGAGAGCAAAUUUGUCCAAGGCCAAGAAAGGUGUCAAAAAUGCCCCUGCUGUUCCUGAAAAGAAAACAAGAAAGGAGCCAUUUUCAUUUCCGGAUGAUACUGGUUCCAACAACAGUGGUUACUACAAGCUGAGGGCAGUGUUAACCCACCGUGGCAGGUCAAGUUCCAGUGGACAUUAUGUGUCCUGGGUCAGGAGGAAAGACACCGAUGAAUGGCUCAUGUUUGAUGAUGACAAAGUUAGUGUGGUAGAAUCUGAAGACAUCUUGAGACUCUCUGGAGGAGGUGACUGGCAUUGUGCGUACUUCCUUGUAUAUGGUCCCAGGGUGUUGGAAAUUGAGGAGGAAGAGGUUGAGGAGGGGGCAGGUGAAGGACAGGCAAAACCAAUGGAAACCAGCAGCUAAACUGGAUAGUGAUCUGACAGAAAUGAUUUAAGACCUUUAACAGCUACAGCCAAAAUAGUAAAUUGGUUUAAUGUUUUGUUCAUGUGAUUUUUCUAUGCAGUGUGUUGCAUACAGUCUUGCUGCUGGUUUUACCUAAACCACUAAAACAUCAGUCUGCAAGUCGCACCUUGAAAUAUGUGCUGAAUGUAGCUUUUAAAUAUUUGACUGGGAACUGAGAUUUAAAGUGCCAGUAUGACAGUGAUGAAGUCAUCGUGUUAAAGUUGGACCUUUAUCUGACAAGACCAUUUUCGACAUUACAUUUCGGGCAUUAGAUUGAAGAUCAAAUUGCUUGAACACUGGAUUCCUAAAAAAAGCUAAACUUUACAUUUACUAAUUUGAUGACAAAGAGAAAUGCUGUUGACAAAUUCACAAAAUUAAAUUUUGUAAAUAAAUAUAUUUAUUUGGCCAUAUGUGUCAGUUUUAUUUUUUUCACAUAUUGUUAAUCUUUUCAUGUUCAAAAUGCCCUAUGACAAUAUGGUUAUUUGACACCAAUAGUAUUUUUACCAAAUCUUGCACAGGGACAGACUUGACUGCAGCUUAAAAAAUAAAGGUUGACAAAUCUGAUUAAACCUAGAAUUACCUUAAAGAACAUAAAAUAAGACUUCACUCUGCUCUGUUGUUUGCAUUGGGCCUAAGUGCUUGAAAUGAUUAUUUUGCUACUUUCAUUUUGUUCAAGAAUGUAGGUUGCAGCUUGACCCCUUAACAAUUCCUGAUACAUGUUAAAACUGGGUACAAUUUUAAUUUUGAUGGAUAGAGGUUUUCAGAUAAAUAAAUAGAUGAAUGAAAAUAACUGUUGCUUAAACAUCAAUAUCUGUAAGGAUUAUCACUUAUAAAAGCUCCCAUAUAAUUCAGUGAGAUAAAAAAAUUAUUAGCAGACAUUUAGGUGUCACUACAGUCUGGCACCAUAUAAUAAACAUCAGACCGCAAAAAAACUAGAUAUUCUUGUUUUACCAUAAAGUGAUCCAUAGCUCACAUUAAUAUACACAUCAUACUGAUAGAUCUAUGAUGAUAUUCCUC
Lingula anatina is the source of this 2666-nucleotide messenger RNA. Its product is annotated as ubiquitin carboxyl-terminal hydrolase 14-like. Gene Ontology annotation, biological process: proteasome-mediated ubiquitin-dependent protein catabolic process; protein deubiquitination; regulation of proteasomal protein catabolic process. Gene Ontology annotation, molecular function: cysteine-type deubiquitinase activity; proteasome binding; protein binding. Lineage: Eukaryota; Metazoa; Brachiopoda; Lingulata; Lingulida; Lingulidae. The record is from RefSeq and is a predicted model, not a curated record.